Juglans regia (Persian walnut) is the source of this 653-nucleotide messenger RNA. Its product is annotated as heavy metal-associated isoprenylated plant protein 47-like. Lineage: Eukaryota; Viridiplantae; Streptophyta; Magnoliopsida; Fagales; Juglandaceae. The record is from RefSeq and is a predicted model, not a curated record. The coding region runs from base 106 to 465 and encodes 119 amino acids. The transcript is spliced from 3 exons.
AUUGAGAUCAUUAGGCCGCUCGUCAUCCAGAUCAGUUGUCUUCUCUCGCUAGCUAGCUAUCUGCGCGCUACCUUCUUGAAGCUAAUUCCUCCAGCUAGCUAAAACAUGAAGCAAAAGAUAGUUAUAAAGGUGCAAAUGACCUCCGACAAAUGCCGAACCAAGGCCAUGAAGAUUGCGGCCACAUCAUCAGGUGUGAUAUCGGUGGGAAUUCAAGGGCCAGAUAAAGAUCAGUUGGUGGUAAUUGGCGAAGGUGUUGAUUCUGCUUGUUUGACCUGCUGCCUAAGGAAGAAGCUUUGCUAUGCCACUAUAGUAACUAUUGAAGAAGUAAAGCCGGAGAAGCCCAAGCCGCCGCCUGUACCCGUGCCCUGCCCUUGUCCAUACCCACCACCACCACCGUGUCCCAUGUACUGCGAACGCUUGAUCUGCUGCCGUGAUCAAGAUCCAAAUCCCUGCCGCACCAUGUGAACACCCAGAUUAAUUGUCUCUCCCAUGAUUAAUUAAUAUUUGCAUCCCCAAUGUUAGCAUGAUCAGGUCCUCAUCGGUCGAUGAUCAGUUUCAAUUAGUGCCCUUUUUAUUUGUGCAGACAGUACGCGGUACUACUUCAUAUAUAAUAAAUAAUAAAAUAUAUGUGCAUGGCUAUAUAUAUAUAUAUA